This is a messenger RNA of Melanotaenia boesemani (Boeseman's rainbowfish), 2861 nucleotides long. RefSeq lists its product as uncharacterized. The transcript is spliced from 2 exons. Gene Ontology annotation, molecular function: DNA-binding transcription factor activity, RNA polymerase II-specific; RNA polymerase II cis-regulatory region sequence-specific DNA binding. Bases 215 to 1717 code for a protein of 500 amino acids. Lineage: Eukaryota; Metazoa; Chordata; Actinopteri; Atheriniformes; Melanotaeniidae. Gene Ontology annotation, biological process: regulation of DNA-templated transcription. The record is from RefSeq and is a predicted model, not a curated record.
GACGGAAGUGACCUGCAACUCAGAGGAAAAUCCCCACAAACUUCGCUUUCAGUGACUGUUGCAGCCAUGCCAGAGCGGCUUGUGGUGUUGAAACCAGCUGUUAAGGAUCCACACCGUCUCAUUUUAACCUGCUGUGAACUCAGAAGUCCCGCCAGUUUUAUCUGAGAGUCCAGGUAAUCUGCGGAAGUUAAAGCAGGAGAGGCUCAGAGAAAGGAUGGAUGGAGUCAGUUGGAGCGCCACCAGAUCUCGGGAGUCAUUCAGUCGCUCCACUACAACCACGCUGUCCAGGCUGGCCAGCUUCAUUGCACGUGCUGACCCAAAGCAGCACAUGUCUAACCAGCAGCAACAACCAUCCCACCUGCCCACUUAUGUUUGUGGAGAGUGUGGUAAGGGUUUCUCAUACCCAGCAGAUCUGUUGCAACACCAGGAACUUAAACACACACUACCCAAGCCUCACCGGUGCCCCUCUUGUGGGAAGGAGUUUUCUCUGAGAUCGUCCUUACAGCUUCACAAAUGUGAUCGUGAUCCCAUCCGGUGUGAGCGUUGUCAGACUUUGUCACUGCUUGGAUCACCUUGCCCUGCAUGCAGGACUCGCAGUGCAGAUCCAGGCAGGCUGCAGGAUAAGACCCAUCUCUGCCAGCCUCACCUCUUGGACAGCAGUCCUUACGCCUGUGCCCCAUGUGGGAGAGGCUUCAGCCAGAAGCAGGCACUGCUGCACCAUCAGCAGGCUGGCUGUAGCGAAUCGCCGCUCCCAUCGAACGUAGUCCAUGCUAUCUGCCUUCCAGGUGAUUCUCCACCUGUUUCUGAAGGUGAUUCCACUCGGUCGGAUUCCUCAGACAGCUCAGGACCCAGCAGCAGAGCGAUCAGCAUGUGCCAUUUCUGUUCCAGAACUUUCCGCACAGAGGAUGCACUGCAGCGGCAUACACAGAACAACCAUGUGGAGGAGGAGCAAAGGACCAAAGGCGAAAGUUCUGAUGAAGAGGCAGGGAAAGAACAGAAGAGGUUUAAUGGAGAAUCAAAUCCAAAACCUAAAAAGAAGCAUCUGACCUGUCGCUCCUGUGACAUGGUUUUCAGGAGCACCGCUAAACUGUAUGUGCACCGAAAGGAGAAGCACAGCAGAGAGAAAAAUAUUAAGAGAGAGGUAAGGCCACCCAUCAUCAAGCACAGGAGAACAGGGACAUAUCCAUGUCAGGUGUGCAGCAAAGUCUUCUUUCAUCAUUUGUCACUUAGAGCACAUUUCAGACGGCACACAUCGUCAGGCGUCACCUCCUCCAGAAACCAGGCUUUAGGAUGUACCACUACGGACUCCAAGUCAACAGAAAACACUCUGAAUAAAGAAAAAAUAAGCCAAGGAGAUAAUAAGACAGUUAGGACCGGUCCAGGAAGACCCAGAAAGGAGCCCAGAGGAUUAAGCAAUGUUGAAGAUCCAGGGAGGUGCAGAGAAUUGCCUGAUGUGAAGAAGGAGGAGGAGGUGGAGGAGAGAGAGUUCCCCUGCCCCUCCUGUGCAGAGGUUUUCUCCCUGCAGUGGCAGCUGAAGGAGCACAUGGAGCUCCACCAGUCGUCUGUGAGGAGGAGACAGUGCAGCGUGUGCAGGGACGAGAUGGACACCUGCAAAUGGCCGGGCUCGAAGAGGCAGAGGCUGUACCACUGUGUGCCCUGUCAGCAGGGCUUCUCAGCACUGGACUCUUUCCUCCAACACUGUCAGCAGCACCUGUGAGCCAAGAUGGAGGAAGACAGGAUGCCCAAGGGCUACACGCAGCAGGCUGGAAAAGCCUGAGAUUCACGUUGAAUGUCAUCCUUGGCUGCCUUUAUACCUUGAAAGGUAGAGUGUGAUCUCUCUGAGAGUAAGCCUCAGUGAUGGAGCUCACCCAGCCUGAUGACUUAAUGCUGCCCAUACCAACAUAUCAAGGGUUAAAAAGAAUGGGUUGUUUAGACUGAACCCUUUCACUAGCAGUUUAUGUGACAGCUAUGUUGUCUGCAGCCACUUGUCUUUUACAGUACUAGAGCUAAUCGGUUUGAGCUCCAUCACAGUGGCCAGUGUUAGCAGGAUGGUAGAUAAAAUCUUCAGCCACCUCAGCGCUGCAUUCACAAGCUGUGUUGCAUUCAAGUUCACAGACAGGAAGAAGAAAUUGUAGGUUUUGGAUUCAUCAGGAAGACAUCUGGUCUUUUUAUAAAGAUUUGAAGAGGCUGAAGUGAGCAGCGAGUGGAUGUUGUUGGCAGAUCUUCAGCUUUAUAACACGGUUUGACUGGAUAUGCAGCUAUAAUGUUCACUGUGAUGUCCUGUGUCUGAAAGCUGAUUUCAGAAUUUAAUGAAAUGCAGAUUGAUCAGUGGGAUAUACUACAUAACUUCAGCAAAUUUAACGGCCUAAACCUGAGCUCGUCACCAAGGUAGCUGUGUUUUAACCUGCUAGGUCGCCAUGGUAACAGAUGCAGCGUUCAUUACCUUCCUCCUCCUGAUCAUCCAUCUUAAAAAUUCCAAUCCUGUCAGUGAUUUCAGUCACGCUGAAUGUCAGAAAGAGAUGGAUUGUCCAACAAAUGAUAGAAAACAAUCAAUUUAGACGAUUAAAUAUUGGCUUUUUAGUAAUCCACAACAAAGUGUUCCUUAUCCAUAAAUUUAGCCAGGUUUAACGAUAAGCUUUGCAGUUGGAGGAAGAGCCGGCAGGCUGUGUGAACCAUGCGUUCAGCUGGUUAAUUACGAGUGGCUGAGUCCUGAUCUGCCCACAACCCUGCUGGAUGCUGCUGGUGUUGGGUCUAAAGUCUUGGCUAUAUAUGGAAAGAUGCGGUCAUAAAAUCUACGCUUUGAUUGGCUUUAAUUUGAGAGAUGAGGCUGAUAAUUAGUUCACUACUUGGAGCAACUUGCA